Coffea eugenioides is the source of this 2371-nucleotide messenger RNA. RefSeq names its product protein RTF1 homolog. The transcript is spliced from 2 exons. Gene Ontology annotation, molecular function: RNA polymerase II C-terminal domain phosphoserine binding; DNA binding. Gene Ontology annotation, cellular component: Cdc73/Paf1 complex. Lineage: Eukaryota; Viridiplantae; Streptophyta; Magnoliopsida; Gentianales; Rubiaceae. The record is from RefSeq and is a predicted model, not a curated record. The coding region runs from base 141 to 2036 and encodes 631 amino acids.
UUGCCCUCAGCUCGAUCCUCUUGAUCUCAGCAGGAUUUGUUCCUCUGCUAUAUUUAGCCGGAGGAGCCACCGACUCCGUCAGCCGACCGGACGACGAGACUCCGCUGUUUAAUUCUAUCGCUCUCUAACUCUCUCCGACGAUGGCUGAGGAAGAAGAAUUAGACGACUUGUUGCUAGAGGCAGCUGGGAGAACAGGUGAAAGUGAGAGAAGACGACGCAAGGUUCCAUACUCUGAUGAUGAGAGUGACUCAAAAGAUGAUGACUAUGAUGAUGAUCAUGCUUAUUCAAACAGAAAACCCUCUGGUUCACAAGUCCCUCUCAAGAAAAGGUUGGACCCCUUGGAAAGGGAUGAGGAUGAUAGUAAUCAUGAAGAAGAUGGUUAUCAUGAAGGUGACAGUGAUGAUGAUUCUGUUGGGAGUGACCUCUACAAGGAUGAAGAUGAUAGGAAAAAGCUUGCACAGAUGUCGGAACUUCAAAGGGAAAUGAUUUUAGCAGAUCGUGCAUCAACAAGAAGUGAUAGAGAAAUGCACGAGAAAUUUGCAAAAAAAAGAAAAGGGAGCCCCACUCAAACUCAUUCUCGUGCUGUGCGCUCAUCAACUAGAUUUGCUGACAGGGCAGCUGCCAAAGAUGACGCGCUGAAUGAGAUACGAGCAAAGCGAAUGAGGCAGCAGGAUCCAGAGGCUCAUCGGAAACUUAGGGAUGCAACUAGAGAUGGCUCUGGAAGCCGUGGUUACUCACCUGUCAAGCGUAGACCCUUUACAGCAGCAACUAUAGGUAGCCCUACCCGGAGUGGAAGCGCUUCACAUAGUGAUGAGGAAGAGUCUACUGGUGAUGGUGGAAUGGCUGAUAGUGAUGAAGACAAGACAUCAGCUGAAUCAAAGUGGCCAACCUAUGAGGAUAUAAAGGAAAUUACCAUUCGAAGAUCUAAAUUAGCAAAGUGGUUUAUGGAACCUUUUUUUGAGGAUUUGAUUGUUGGUUGUUUUGUAAGGGUUGGAAUUGGGAAGAAUAGAUAUGGUCCAAUCUACAGACUCUGUGUUGUCCGCAAUGUUGAUGGCUCAGACCCAGAUCGCCUGUACAAGCUUGAUAACAAGACCACAUAUAAGUAUCUAAAUGUUGUUUGGGGAAAUGAAAACUCUGCUGCUAGGUGGCAGAUGGCCAUGAUUUCAGACUCUCCACCUGCCAAGGAGGAAUAUGACCAAUGGGUUAGGGAAGUAGAGCGCAGUGGUGGCCGCAUGCCAAGCAAACUGGAGGUAGUGGAAAAGAAGGAGGCCAUUCAGAAGACAAAUUCAUUUGUUUACUCUGCAGAAACUGUCAAGCAGAUGUUGCAGGAGAAAAAGUCUGCCACAUGGAGACCGCUGAAUGUUGCAGCUGAGAAGGAUCGUUUGAGGACAGAGAUGGAAGUGGCAAAGAUUAACAAUGAUGAACUAGAGGUGGAGAGGAUCAAGGCCAGACUGCAGGAAUUGGAGGCAUCUCGGCAAGCCCAUGAGAUGGACAAAAAAGCUAUUAGGUUGGCAGAGAUGAACAGAAAGAACAGGGUUGAAAACUUCAAGAAUGCAUCAGGAUUGAAACCGGUCAAUGCGAGUCUGAAAGCUGGUGAAGCUGGGUAUGAUCCCUUCUCAAGGAGAUGGACCAGGUCAAGAAAUUAUUAUGUCAAAAACCCCAUUGAUGGAGAAGCAGCUGCAGCAGAUGGUGAAGCUACUGCAGCCUCAGCAGUUGAUAACCGUAAUGGCACAGCUGUAGUUUCCACUGAGAUGGGAAAGGCAGCUACAGCUGCAGCGGAUGAUGGGAAGUUGGUAGAUACAAGUGCUCCUGUAGAUCAAGGAAGAGAGUCGAACAUGCUGCAUGGUUUUAAACUUGAAAUUAACUUGGAUCCACUUGAAAAUUUUGGUGGGGCCAAAGGAGCGCAAGCAGGGUUCAUGGCUCGGAAGCAGAGAAUAGAAGCAACUGUUGGUUGUAGAGUUCCAGAAAAUGAUGGGAGGAGACAUGUUUUAACCUUGACUGUCAGCGACUACAAGAGAAGAAUGGGAUUGCUUUGAAGUUUGAUGCUGCAUUUUAGGGAUAUAGGGUUCCAGAAAAUGAUGAGGAGACAUUCUUUAACUUUGACUGUCAGCGACUAUAAGAGAAGAAUGGGGUUGCUUUGAAGUUUGAUGCUACACUUUCAGGUUCAGACUUUCCUUAUUAUUGUAGUUUUGAGUGACACAUUAUAUUUAAUUAUGACUAAUGCGGUUGUAUUGAUUAAGGUCUUUCUUCUUGAUCAUGGGCUUUUAUGAGUGAUGAAUGGUGAAUUUAAUUCGAAACUUUGAUAUGUAUAUCGGAUUCCUUCACAAUCUUUGUGGGAAAAUGCCUACAUUGGUUUUCUUUUACUGAACAG